Messenger RNA from Rangifer tarandus platyrhynchus (Svalbard reindeer), 879 nucleotides. The record is from the annotation of a GenBank genome assembly. Lineage: Eukaryota; Metazoa; Chordata; Mammalia; Artiodactyla; Cervidae.
AUGGCUGGACUCCGGAGCGGAGUGGCGGCGGCGGUGUCGGCGGGAACGGCGGGGUUUGGGAGUCCAGGGCGACCGCAGGGCCGGAGGCAGCAAGAGUUGGGGAAGCAGCGCUCGGCGCCAUGGCCGGGACCGCGCAGCAAAGAAAAGAAGAAAGUGAAUUGCAAGCCCAAGAACCAGGAUGAACAGGAAAUUCCUUUCAGGCUGCGAGAGAUUAUGAGGAGCCGGCAAGAGAUGAAAAAUCCUAUCAGUAACAAGAAGAGGAAGAAAGAGGCCCAGGCAGCCUUCAGCAAGACAUUGGAGAAGGAAGCAAAGGGAGGGGAACCGGACAUUGCCGUACCCAAAUUCAAGCAGAGGAAGUGGGAGUCCGACAGGGCCUAUGUCCGGCGCAUGGAACAGGAGGCCCAGCACGUGCUGUUCCUCAGCAAGAACCAGGCCAACCGGCAGCCCGAGGUGCAGGUGGCUCCCAAGAAGGAGAAGUCGGAGCGAAAGAAAGCGUUCCAGAAGCGGCGACUGGACAAGGCCCGGCAGAGGAGGGAGGACAAGGCAGUAGAGAGGCUAGAGCAGGAGCUGCUCCAAGACACGGUAAAGUUUGGUGAGGUUGCGCUGCAGCCCCCAGAGCUGACCGCCAAGCCCAGGAUGAGCAUGAGUAGGGACCAGCCUGGCAAGAAAUCACUGAUGCUGAAGAAGCUUCUAAGCCCCGGUGGUAUGUCCCAGCCUCUGACCACCUCACUGGCCAGACAGAGGAUCGUGGCGGAGGAGAGGGAGCGGGCCGUGAACGCCUACAGAGCACUAAAGAGACUGCAGCAGCAGAGGCAGGGGACUCAGUUGCCACAGCCACCCCACCUCCCUCCCGGGAAGAAGCCAGAGACGCAGCUGUGA